Molecule: messenger RNA, 7542 nt
Organism: Entelurus aequoreus (snake pipefish)
Lineage: Eukaryota; Metazoa; Chordata; Actinopteri; Syngnathiformes; Syngnathidae
Gene: fgf12a
Product: fibroblast growth factor 12a
Exons: 6
Coding region: 618-1391 (257 amino acids)
Biological process (GO): positive regulation of cell population proliferation; positive regulation of protein phosphorylation; regulation of cell migration
Cellular component (GO): cytoplasm
Molecular function (GO): growth factor activity; fibroblast growth factor receptor binding
Source: RefSeq, a predicted model, not a curated record
ACGCACCGGAACACACGGAAGAAUGAUAGCACUCUCUGACUAAUUGUUGCUUUGGAUACGGAGAUCUCUCCCCUUCCCCUGCAUCCAUCUCCCCCGCAGCCCCCCCUCCCGGUGCCAUCGUUGGAACUGAAGCGUGCAUGCAUGGGCUCGUCUGAGCUCACAGCACACUGGAGCCACUGCGUCCCUCUUUCUUUUCUGCGCAUGGAUUCAAAAGGACCUUUUUUUUUUGCAGCCCUGAUACUCAUUUCUUAAAAGAACCAGAAGAAGCAGAAAUAAGGGGGGGAAGGCUGAUGUGCCGCUGAGGGUCUGGGAAGCGUGCUGGUCACCUGGAGUGUUUCCACUGACACGAAGCUGCACCAACUUAUCAACACUGUUGCAUGUCGCUGGCACGCCGGGGAUUUAUAGCAAGUCCCGACAGCGGAACAAAGUUGUCCAUCACGCAAAGAUGCAUGCUGAAUCUCAAUGAUGUUCCGGACUUCUUCAUCACAAUGACAUUUGGCUGAAACCUUUCUGGGCCAACACUCUUUUUGCAUGAUCUGCAGCAGGUGACAACCUCAGCCCAACUAGACUCUUGCCUGUUUUUCUUUAAAAAAAAAGACUCGGUUCAGUUCUGGGAGAUGGCUGCGAUCGCCAGCUCUCUGAUCCGCCAGAAACGCCAGGCGAGGGAAUCGAACAGCGACCGCGUGUCCACGUCGAAGCGUCGGCCCAGCCCCAGCAAGGACCCCCGCUCGCUUUGCGAGAGGCAUUUUUUGGGGGUCUUCAGCAAAGUGCGCUUCUGCAGCGGCAAGAAAAGACCCGUGCGCCGGCGACCAGACGCACCUUCGAAACCUCCACAGGUGUCCCAUAAGGGCUGCAGGCUAGAGCCACAGCUGAAAGGCAUCGUGACACGACUGUUCAGCCAGCAGGGCUUCUACCUGCAGAUGCAGCCGGACGGAACCAUCGAUGGCAGCAAGGACGAGAACAGCGACAACACCCUGUUUAACCUUAUUCCUGUGGGUCUGAGAGUGGUGGCCAUCCAAGGAGUGAAGAGUGGCUUCUACAUCGGCAUGAACGGCGAGGGCAUGCUCUACAGCUCGGAAAUGUUCACGCCCGAGUGCAAGUUCAAGGAGUCGGUUUUCGAGAACUACUACGUGAUCUACUCGUCCACUGUGUACCGGCAGCAGGAGUCGGGCCGAGCCUGGUUCCUGGGCCUCACCAAGGAGGGCCAAGUCAUGAAAGGCAACCGGGUCAAGAAGACCAAGCCCUCGUCACACUUUGUACCCAGGCCCAUUGAAGUUUGUAUGUACCGAGAGCCGUCGCUGCACGAGAUCGAGGACAAGCACCGCUCCAGGAAGAGCUCAGGGACGCCCACCAUGAACGGAGGUAAAGCCGUCCAGCAGGAGUCCACAUAGCAGCGGAAGGGAGGGGCUUCAACGGAGGGGCGUGGCCUGACACUCACUUCCUGCCCCCUCAGAAGUUCGCUUCCUCUCAGAAAUAGAGGCGUCGUCGUGACGACCGAGGAGCUACUAUGGUACACUUGAGACAAAACAAUCUUGCCUGUGAAAACUUUUAGGAGAAAUAAUAUGAAAGCAGAGAAAAUAUAUAUCUAUAUCAACAUUUUCAAUCAGGACUUGACUAAUAUUUUAUGCAAAAAAGAGAAAAAGCUGUGACACAAGGAAAUGGAGCUUGUCUGUCUUCACACAAAUAAUUGUCAUUUCCAUUUGAUGCUGUGAAAACAAAGCUUUAAUACGUGUUGAUAUGUGGAUUAUUUUGAACAUGUUACGUUUGCAGCUAAUAACGCACGCCAUCGUGCUGUCAAACUAACCAUCGUGUCUUUUUUCUGCGUGGGACUAAAUGACAGGUUUGGUUAUUUUUUAGUUUCCUCAUGGAUCCCACAGGAAUGUACUUGGCUAGUGGGAGAGCUUCAAAUGGAUCUUCUCAGGUGUGUGCUGUUAGUGACAGGAUGAGGCCGGCGUCAGAAGCAAUAUGAUAACCGGGUAUGUCUUUAGCUUGUAUUACUAGCAGGUUUCCAACAUGAAUGAAGUAUUCAAUACGCUGCUAAGGUGAGAGUUGAAUGUCCAGGCAAGGAACCAACAUGCAGAAUAUACUUCCAUUAGGUAACAAAAAUGUGAUUUUAUUGUUCAAAAACGCUUUCCUGGCCUUGUGACCAAUGAACUGUGGCGGUGAACUUGUUUUGGCAGAGAGUGAACUGGUGUAACAAUGCAGAACACGUCAUGAAAUAUGUAGUGAUGGGCCAGCCAGCAUUUUGCCUUUCUCCAAGAAAACUGCCCCAUGCUUGCGAUGUUUUAGGCACGAAAAGGACAAAAGGGAGCAGAUGGAGUGGGAAGAACACACGAGUUUGCAGUGAUCACUUCCUUAAAGGUGUGUUUGAAGUACGGUUAGUAUUUCCCAUUUAAGUGAGAUUGUUUGUAUUUUAUCUUGUUUCAGAGUUCUUCAAACGCUUUUUUGCUACGAGUGUUUCGUAAAGCAAAUGUCAGCAAAACCUAAAAGAGUUAAGUUGUUACCAAAUCAUAAAUUAAUCUGUCAGCACAUAUGCAACAUUGAGAUUUAUACUUAUGUUUUGAUAAAGAUGUGGGAAAACUCGUAAACGGCGCGUGCAACAACAACAACAACAAACAUGGCAGUAGACGCCAACUUAAAUCAGGAAUGACCUAAUCCGGGAGAGUCUUGAUACCAAUUUCCUUGACUCAGACCUCCAUUCUUUUCCAAGUUUGUAUCUGUUUUGUCGUGACGUCUGGAGCACCAGUUAGUUCGACAUGUCUGGGAACGCGCACAACAGAUAAUCCUUGAGAUCACUUGACAAACCUUUUGUUGGUUCCAUUGCGUAGCUCGAUUUUUUUUGCUUGUAUUUGCUUUUAGUGGUAAGAUCUAGUCCCUUUGCGUAUUCAAAUAGUUUGCACUCUGUUGGCUGCACAGUAGCCAUGUUGGUUUGUUGGCCCACCACUUUGUUUACUUCCAAAGUCACGUGACCGGAUACAACCUAUUCCCAAAACUCCAAUGAGGUGGUCUAAGUCAAGAAGCGUAUUCCAUCCUUUAAAGCAGCACAUGUAAAGAUGUGUCUAGUAGCCAUCACACAACAAUGGCUCUUCUGGGUGGAGUCAAAGUCAGACUCGUUGGUAGUGGAGCAUGAUCGAUGCAUGACUAGGAUGUUGUUGUGCAGUGUAGAGCCCAUCGCUCAAGAAUUUAGUAGGAUUUUAUGCAAAGGAUUUAUAUAUUUUGAUGAAAAUGAUAGCAGGGACACACUGAUAAGAAAAAAAAGCUCACAUUACAGAAUGAAAAAGUGUUAAUGAAUAAUGUUCACAUUUAAAGGCCUACUGAAACCCACUACUACCGACCACGCAGUCUGAUAGUUUAUAUAUCAAUGAUGAAAUCUUAACAUUGCAACACAUGCCAAUACAGCCGGGUUAGCUUACUAAAGUGCAAUUUUAAAUUUUGCGCCAAAAUAUCCUGCUGAAAACGUUUCGGUAUGAUGACGCCUGCAACGUGACGUCACGGAUUGUAGAGGACAUUUUGGGACAGCAUGGUGGCCAGCUAUUAAGUCGUCUGUUUUCAUCGCAAAAUUCCACAGUAUUCUGGACAUCUGUGUUGGUGAAUCUUUUGCAAUUUGUUCAAUGAACAAUGGAGACAGCAAAGAAGAAAGCUGUAGGUGGGAAGCGGUGUAUUGCGGCCGGCUGCGGCAACACAAACACAGCCGGUGUUUCAUUGUUUAUAUUCCCGAAAUAUGACAGUCAAGCUUUACUAUGGAACAGAGAGGUCAAGCGAACACGGUUGGAUUGGACCACACACACAAAGUACAGUGUAUUAUCCAGCGAUCAUUUCGAAAGAUCGUGUUUCGAAGAGGGUCCCUUGCGAAGGGCAACAGUAACAGUGCAAGACUAGGCCACAAGCUAAAACUAGUCUAUAAAUAAAUAACAUUUUACCAUUCUGUAUUCUGAAGGCGAUUUAUGUCGUGUGCUACUCCAGCAUCAAUAUCAGCAGCGUCCUCCUGACCGUCACCGUCAGCGUCGGGUUCAAAGCGGUAUGGCUCUAUUCCUUGUUGCGGUUGGGCCUGGCCGAGUGGUCCUGCCACGCCCACGGCUGCCACGGCGCCUCUCACAGCAUCUUCCCUAUCUGAAUCGCUCCCACUGCCCUCUAGUCCUUCACUCUCACUUUCCUCAUCCAAGAAUCUUUCAUCCUCGCUCAAAUUAAUGGGGAAAUUGUCACUUUCUCGGUCCGAAUCGCUCUCGCUGCUGGUGGCCAUGAUUGUAAACAAUGUGCAGAUGUGAGGAGCUCCACAACCGGUGACGUCACGUGCAUAUCGUCUGCUACUUCUGCUACAGGCAAGGCUUUUUUAUCAGCGACCAAAAGUUGCGAACUUCAUCGUCGAUGUUCUCUACUAAAUCCUUUCAGCAAAAAUAUGGCAAUAUCGCGAAAUGAUCAAGUAUGACACAUAGAAUGGACCUGCUAUCCCCGUUUGAAUAAGAAAAUCACAUUUAAGUAGGCCUUUAAAGGGAACUGGAAUUUUCCCCUAUCGUUCGCAAUCCUUAUGAGAAACAAAACAUGUUUUUUUUUUGCAUUCUAAUUUGUAAUGAUCAUCUCCUUCUAGAUGGCAUGAAUCCAUUCUGCCUCUAAAACAUUAAUACAAAAACCAUCAAUAAUACUUCAUUGAUGUUGUGUAACCUGCAUAAUGUUAACUAGAUCCACUAUGGACUGGAGUCUUACACUAUGAUCUAGAUCCACUCGACGUCCAUUGCAUUGGUCGCCCAGGGGGAGGGGGGGUCCCCACAUCUGCGGUCCCCUCCAAGGUUUCUCAUUGUCAUCCCAUUGGGUUGAGUUUUUUCUUGCCCUGAUGUGGGAUCUGAGCCGAGGAUGUCGUUGUGGCUUGUGCAGCCCUUUGAGACAAUUUAGGGCUAUAUAAAUAAUCUUUGAUUGAUUGAUUGAUAAUAACCAGGCUGUAGAGACAUUGUUAUUGUAAGAGAGAACACCAAGGAACUAUUUUUGUAGCGUACUAACACAUCACCGUGCUACAAUAUUAGCCGUAAACUAGCUUGUGCGUCAGCAGCUGAAUGGCAUUUGACCCUGUAAUGCACAACACAACGCGACAUCGUUCUCAUAACAUCACAACUUUAUUACCUUUUUUUGCAACUAUUCUCAAAAUAUGCCAACUUUUUUUUCCUAACUUUAUUGUUUUUACUUUACAACUGCAAUAUCGUAACAUUGCGACUUUAUUCUCACAACACUGCAAUUCAGUUUCACUCAUGAGACUCGAUUCUCGUAACAUGAUGACUUCAUUCUGGCAAUAUUUACAUUUUGACCUUGUAAUACUCCGAUUUUAUUGGGCUCACAUUAAGAUAUUCAUAAUGACUAACAAUAAGUUCUUGUAGUAACAUUAUGACUUCAAUAUAUGCUUAAUACUGAGACUUUAUUCUGCCAACAAUUGGACUAAACUGACAUUUUUGUUAUGCACUGAGAAUAAUUUGUAUUGUUUAAACUUGAAUCUGGUAACACCUUAAUAUUUGAACAUUAGGUUUAUUUUCAUCACAGCUUUAUUCGGAUAAGACUGUAGUUUGACAAAAUUACGUUACAACUUUCACUGAGUAACAUUAUGUUUCUAUUCUGAUAGUUUGGUGCGUAGUAAAGAUAUUUCUCAAUUUGUUCUCACGACUAUUCGCAAAGUAUUCAACAUUUUUAUUGUAAUGUCUUAUUUUUACCACUUUAAUCUCGUAAUACUAAUAUGAAGACAUUUUUUUCUCGUCACUAUAAAUAGCCCAACCUUCCCCUCAUAAAAAUACAACUUUAUCCUUCUAACUUUAGAAUUCCUUUCUUCUUGUCCGUUUUAAUCCAAUAAAAUAUAAUUGCUGGAUUCUAUUAUUUUCUAAUUUACUUUAUUCUCCAAACAAAGGGAUUCCGAUUUCUCUCGUAAAUUGAGGAUUUUCUUUCAGUGUGGACCCACUACUGCUUUGUAAAGCAAUCCUGUUAUGACACUUACAGUAGGGAAGGGAUUAUACAUCUCGCGUGAGAGGAAGAGGGGCGGGGGGUUAGCUCAUUUUGCAAUGCAGUCUCGCGUUGGUCAUAUUUGCAUAAAAACACAUUUUAAGAAGUGGCUAGUGCAACCCUCCAUUUGUCACGUUUCAUGUGUCAGGUGAACGGUGAUGAAUGAAUCCCCUUCCUACUGUACUUAGCUGGAAUUGAGUGAAGUUUGAGUGCUUACUUUCCCUUUGAGUUUCCUACUCGGUUCUUGUGAGAAGACAUUGUAAGCAGCACAGUGGGCGACAUGUGUAGGAAGGUUCAUGUUGACUCCACUUCCACAGUAACCUGGAGCGUAUAGUACAUGCAUUGUAUUCAAUGUGGUAAAGCAAUAUUCUAUCUUUUCUACAGAGGUUUCUAUUGGUGCAGAGUCAAAGUAGUGCAUGUUAAUUGGAUUACUCAACAGUGGAAGGAGAGGAUUUGCGGGGUGGAAAAAAUAAAACAUUUACAAGGAUUUGUUUGAAAAAGGCUUAUAUUGUAGGUGGUAUGAAUGAGUUAUUUUUAUGUUUCGCACCCAUAUAUGCACUAUGAAUUGUGAGAUGACAAAAAAUAUGCAUUGAUAAAGAAACAUCUGAAUGAAGUUAGUGAUUGUUUAAGAAUAAAAAUGAGCAAAAAGCACCGUUUGAGUGAUUUGUUGUGAAUGAUGAUGGUGAGUUUAAGUGUCAGUCUGCUGACCAAGCACAUCCAUCAGCGUUAAGGAGGCUCACAUUGACCAAAUCCACUCCCUAUCAGUUCAACCCCUGGAGUGAUUUACAGUCUCGCUUAAAUACGUCGCGUCAUUUUGGGACGGCGCGCCUUCGCCCUUAAUUCUCCCGUUGUCAUGGAAACAGACCUUCCGAGGAGGAGGAGGCUGACUUUCAGGACGUGUCUUCCCUCCUGCACAAUGGCUGCAUGCAGAGGACGCCACUUUGUCCUCUGGGAGUCAUGUUUGCAAGUGACUUUGUUCAAAAAGAUGUUUGUUGCUUUCAUUGUCAGCACUUUCUGAAGGAAAUUGUUUGGCAUUGGAGCUCAGCAAAUAAACAACGCGUGCACGGCUCUUCAACAAGUAGUGAACAAGGUGUGAUCACAAUGCAGUCUUUUGUCCCACGCCUCGGUCUGUCCUGCACUCCUGGGACCUAAACCCCUUUUCUCAUUCAAUUCAUUCAAAAAUAAUUGGCCUCUGCUCAAUUCAAGCUAACUGGGGCUUCUUUGAUGUGUGCAUUUAGUUGGCGGGAAUACAUUUGUUGUCUUCCAGAUAUGGGCCAGCUGCAUGAAAGUAAUGUGAGGACGUACUAUAUUUAUUUGAUUUGAUGCACGUGAGCACCCCGCUAGGAAUACAGCAAGCAAACACAUCCUUCCAGUGGGGGCUGUAGUGCACCCACUCAUCCGUCCGCCCACCUCCACACGUGUAUUUGUCCUCGCCAGCACGCACUAUGAAUGAUCACGUGUGCAUUUAGGAAGAGUAUUUAUUUACCUUCUACUUGUUUGUGCAUAAUGCAGGCUGGCCAGUGCAAUAGAAGGUGUUAAGAUUCUCUAUGAGUUAGGGUUGUAUUUAGG